Messenger RNA from Linum trigynum, 4315 nucleotides. Lineage: Eukaryota; Viridiplantae; Streptophyta; Magnoliopsida; Malpighiales; Linaceae. The record is from the annotation of a GenBank genome assembly.
GAGCUAAUUUUCGUAAUGACUGAGACGCUACAUAAAGUUUAUGAAGGUAUAGUAAUUUAUUAUGUAUUAAUUAAAUAAAAAUAAAAUAUAAAUUUUCCGUGAUAUAAGUUUGAAGAAAAAAUCCUAAUUUUUAACUAAACUGUUGAUCGAAUAUGAUACUUUUCGUAACUUAAUUCACUUUUAUUAAAUACAAUUCCUAUGGUAUUACCUACUAUAUUCUUGAUCUCAUCAAUUUGAAUUACGCAAGGGCUCCGUAAGAUAAGUAACUUUUACGUAAUAUUUUAAUAAAAUAUGAGACGUAUCCGUAACUUGAUUUUAUUAUUAGACCACCCAUUAUGAAAAUUCUGUAUAACACCAUUCUACAACAAUUACGUAAAUUAGUUACGUAAAACUUAUAACAUGAUAGUUAUUUCUUAUGUAUCAAUUAAGCAAAUGUAUUAUGUAAGUCUUUCGCAAUAAUUAAGAUACUACGCAAAGUUUAUGCAAGUAUCUUACCCAAAAAAUAUUGUGAAUAAUUUGAUUUCAACCAAAUCAUUAAAUGAGUGAAUGAAAUUCAUUAUUUUUUUCUUCGCAUAGAAAUUCAAUUAUUAUUUUUAUUAGUUUAUUACCGAUGCGAAGCGCGGGUCAAAAAAUUAGUUAUUAUUAAUAAACAUAAUUUUCAUUAACCUACAACUGAUUUGUUGUUCGAUUUAGAACAUUGUGUAAUAGUAAAAUGUCAUUCCUAUCUCUAAUUAUUUUCAAAUGCUAACAGUUAAUAAACUAAUUUCAAGCUACCAUUAAUUUGUAUUGAUUUUAUGGUUGUACGGCAAGUGUUAAAAGAGUCUUUCAGCUUUGGGUUACAUAAAAAAUGAGUUACAAAUCGAAUAUGCGAUCAGUUCGUGAAUGAUUGUUUAGUAGGGUAUAUAGAGACAAAUUUUUUUAACACUGUAGACACCAAGUGUAUUCUACAAUUAUUUCUGAAUAUGAAAACACAUCAUGAACUUUUUGUAACCUGUACGAGUAAGGUAUUUUGUUAUUUACGAUUUUUUUUUUUAAAGAGGACACCCCUAUGUAAAAUUUCUAGGUCUGCCACUACUCGUAGGCUUACCACAAAAGUUCUUGUUUUCUCACAAACUUAAAGGGGGCAAAUGAAUUUGAUUCAAAUGGAUCGGUGAAUUCUUAGAUUGGAUUAAAAUGGAUUGGUGAAUUGGAUUGAUGAAUCUAAGUUGCAUCUAAAUAUUGGAGCGAUAUGAACAAUUUGAAAAGUUUAGGUACUAAAAUGCCAUAAUAACAAAUUCCAAGUACCAAAAUGCAAUUACCAACAAUAUAUAGGUACUAACUUGCAAUUUGCUAAUAAAUCUAUGCAUCCACCAAGCUAAUUGAAUUUCGAUUAAAUGGAUUGGAUAAUGAAUUUAAAUAAAUUGGAUUAAUUGAUAUUUUGAUAGAUGAAUUGGAUACAUAAUUAUCAUUUCUGACACAAACUACAUUGUAGACAGCUUGGGCUGUAGACCGAAUUACAUGAUUAAUUAAAAAAAAACAACAAUUCCAAUAAACCAACAACUAAUAAUUAGGAUAGAGUUCGCGUUGUUGCUAGUUGCUACUAAACACUCCUUCUCAAGUUGAGCCAAAGAUACCAUGAAGGCGAGGUUUGCAAAAGAUGGGUGAACUAUUAUGCUUCCAUCCCCCUUUAUGCAAAACAACGAUCAACUGGAAAUUAGUCGAGAUCUUUUUGAGACACCAUCUUUGAUGACACCGCAUAUUCUCGAAUAAAAUAGCAAUCGAUCUUCAUAUGCUUAAUAUGUUCACUAAUGGAAGACGUGAUUAGUAGCAAUAUGCAAUGCUGUUGGAUCAUCGCAAUGUAUUGGAGUUGGCUCUUGCGUGGAUAUCCCAUGUUCUUGCGUAAGCCAUCUCAACCACACUACUUCAUUGCAAAUACUACAUGUCAUUUUCUCCCUUAAACCAUUUUUUGACAAAUAAAAAAAAAUUUGACAAAUAAUUUUCUCCCUUAACCACCAUCACAUCAUUUGGGUCAUUGUGAUAUCACAUUUGCCUCGUGCCUUUCAACCCUUGUGUCUUGUCAUUUUAGAUCUAAUUCGGUUAUUUCGACGAUGUGAUGCUUCAUAUUCUUUUUUGUUUUUUGUUUCAGGAUCUCGAGAAUAUGGAAAAUAAUUUUGAAAGAAAGACAUACGAGAAACAUAUUUCAUGUGAUCAUUUAUAAGCAACUCAUCAUUCAGUUCUUUAUUUGAAAAUACCAUAAACAAACAUUUGAAUUCACGAUUCCACAAUUAAGGGUAUACAAUGAUUUGGUGCAUACUGGAUCAAAUAGACAUUAAAACCGACCCAAAUCAGAUCAAAUGUAAAACAGUUAAGUUCUUGGCCCCCACAAAAUUUAUGAAAUGAAAGAAAAAGAGACCGGAUCGAUAUUUGAACCAGACUGCGUCAUAUUGCACACCCCCUAUCAACAAUUAAUCUCCCACUUCCACUAACUUAAUUGCAGUUGACUUAUUUUCAAAGAAGAACAAACAAAUAUCACCAAUAUGAGUGAAGUUGUCCCAUAUUAAGUCGAUAUCACGAAAACAAGGAAAAGAACAAGAUGGAUGGUUGCAAAUACAAAGGGACGAACUUUGGACAGCUUUCUUUCUUGGUCGGAAAAUGGAGAUUGAGAGAGUUUACAAUAUGGUUAUAUGCCAUUUGCCUUCAGAGGGGGAAAAAACAGGAUUGUUGAGGAUAUUACAUAGUUCCAAAUCUUGGUUAAUUAUUUACUACUAGCUAAUGGUUGUACUUAAUAACGGAUUAUAUGUAUAGAACAGGUCAACAAACGUUGUUAGCACCACCCGGUUCCAAAAUCCGGCGGGAAGGACCAACGAGAACGGGACAAAACCAGGAUAUUUAGGAAAUUGUGAGCUUGGUUGUUGUUUCCUGGUGGAUUCGCCCUCCUUGCAAUUAAAUCUUAUAUAAGUGAGGAUGGUAAAGAAAAUUAUAAUGUGAACUGUGUGUCGAAUCCGAUCUAAUCGAGUAGGAUGAAAUUUGAACUCAAAUGAUUUUUAUUGGGUUUGGGUAAAAUUCAAAUUUGAAUAUGGCGGGUGAUAGCUGAGAAUGAUUUUCUUACUAUUCAACUCGAACCCGCUUGAUUAUACACAUUGGUAAAACCACCUUGUAAGUUGUGAGGUCCACAUACCCCACUUGAAAAUAAAAUUUGAAUUUUUUUAUGAGCAAAAGGUUAGAUAGUUUUUUUUUUUGGGCUAAUACCACUGGGAAACCCGAACUAUUAACUUUGUGUCAUUUGUGUCCUAAAGUAUUCGAUAUGACAUUUGUGUCACAAACUAUUUUUCCGUUAGAGUUGACUGGCGUUGACCGUUAGUUCUUAACAGAAAGUCCAGUCAGCGUUGACGUGGCAUCUGACAUGGAAUUUUAAUAUUAAUUUUUAGUUACUUUUGCACCUAAUAAAAAUUUUAAAUAAGAAAAAUUAUACGGGACAGAAUCGCAUUUGAGAACCCCUCUCUGCCAAAUAUGCGGGGACAGAAUCGCCUCUUUCUGUCGGGAUAAUGUUAACCUCGUCGCGUGCGAAGAAUGUGACGAGCGGGAGAGUAGGGAAGAGGAAGAGGAAGGAAUCGGGGAUGUUCCGUCGCGAAUUCCGGUCGAAGGGUUCGUGGGUUGUCCUCCUUCGCCUCCGCUGCACUUCGCCACCUCCGCCGCUCGACCACUCCGGCAGCCUCCACCUCCGUCGUCUGGGUAAUAUACAGCCAAAUCCAGCAGCCAUCGUCAAAACCAUACCCUGCGAAAUGGGAGAAGCAGGUGGUGGUGCUCGCCAUAGUAGAAGAAGCAGAGAAGAGGGUAAACUACAGAUUGGUGGCAGACCUCGCUGCAGAGAGCUUUAAAAGCCUUAUGCUGAUUAAUCGGGAGACACCCAUCAAAUUUUGCAAGCAGCCCACUCGCAAACGAACGAUUCUUUAUUCCAAAUUUGAGUUGGUUCCCGGAUUCAACCUUUCGAUUGGUAAAAUUGCAGAACAAGAGUCUAUUACUGAAGUAACGGCGGACCUGUAACGGAGAGGAAAUUUUUUUACGCAGAGAAGAAAUCGGAGAGGAAAUGCCGCCGCCGCUCCCUUCUUCCUCGGCGGAAUGUGAUUAGAAGAAGAGGAAAGCUUAUGAGGGUUUCUUUUUGGCUAAAUACACUUGUAUAGCCAAAACUUUGACGAUUUUGCCAAAUAUAGCCACUUUUGACGAAAUACCAGAAAUAGCCAGAAAUUUAAAAGUUCGAUGACAAUUAUAGCCAUUUCCGUUACAUAGUUUGACGGCGUCAGUGACACCGUUAAUCUAAUUAACGGAACAAUGAUCU